AUGCCUCUCCAAAAGCUCUCGGCAUUCAUUGAUGCCAUCUGCAGGUUUGUCAUCUGCAAUGACUCCUCCCUCCGUGGGCAAACAGUCAUCUUCAACCCUGACUUCUUUGUGGAGAAGUUGCGGCAUGAGAAGCCUGAAGUCUUCACAGAGCUGGUGGUCAGCAACAUCACCAGGCUCAUCGACCUGCCAGGAGCAGAGUUGGCCCAGCUGAUGGGGGAGGAGGAGCCCAAGCUGCCUGGUGGCAUUGGCACAGCCUCUGGAUUCUUUCGGUCCCUAAUGUCUCUGAAGCGUAAAGAUAAAGGGGUGGUGUUUGGCUCCCCGCUGACCGAGGAGGGCAUCGCCCAGGUCUCGCAGCUCAUCGAAUACCUGCACAAGCAUCUGCGAAUGGAGGGCUUGUUUCGCGUGCCGGGGAACAGUCUCCGGCAGCAGAUCCUGAAGGAUGCCCUGAACAGCGGGGUGGAUAUUGACCUGGAAUCGGGGGAGUUUCACCCCAACGAUGUGGCCUCUCUGCUGAAGAUGUUCCUGGGUGAAUUACCAGAGCCCCUGCUGACACACAAGCACUUCCAAGCUCACCUCAAAAUUGCAGGCCUGAUGCAGUUUGAUGACAAGGGGAACAAGACCAGCAUGCCGGAUAAGGAGCGGCAGAUCGAAGCCCUACAGCUGCUCUUCCUGAUCCUCCCCCCGCCCAAUCGCAACCUGCUCAAGCUGUUGCUGGACCUGCUCUACCAAACGGCCAAGAAACAGGACAAGAACAAGAUGUCUGCCCACAACCUGGCUCUCAUGUUUGCACCCCACAUCCUGUGGCCCAGAAAUGUGACAGCAAACGACCUGCAGGAGAAUAUCACAAAGCUGAAUGAGGGCGUGGCCUUCAUGAUCAAACACUCGCAGAAACUCUUCAAGGCUCCGGCAUACGUUCGAGAAUGUGCCAGGCUGCACUACCUGGGGUCCAGAGUGCAUGCUUCAAAGGACGACCUGGAUUUGCUGACAUCUGCUGGGUCCAAGGAACUCCAGCCCCUGAAGUCUCAGAAGCGGAGCAGGCUGGAUCCUUCCCACCGGGAGGAGACGCAGCAGCGCACGGAGGAGGCGCUGAAGGAGCUCUUCCACCACAUCCACAGCAUGCCAGACUCUGCGAAGAAGAAAAAGCUCAUCCGGCAGUUCCAUAAGCAUCCUGGCACUCUCACUCCUGGGCCUGAUGCGCCGACACCCCCGGUCCAGAGGCGCACCCGCUCCCGCUCCUUCAGCGGCCUCAUUAAGAGGAGGAUGCUGGGGAACCCACUGAUCUUGGAAAGGAAAAGCAGGGAUUCCACACCGGAAUCAGAGCGAGCCAGCAAAGAGAACCUUCACCUGUUACAGAGACCGCCUGAAUCUCCAGCAAGUCAUGGCACCCGAGCAAAGUUGAAAUUGUCUGAGGGCAGGAAAGAGGACUCCCGUAAACAUCUGCAGGCCCUUGCGCCUUCCACCAAGGAGCCGUCCGUCUGA
Molecule: messenger RNA, 1479 nt
Organism: Emys orbicularis (European pond turtle)
Lineage: Eukaryota; Metazoa; Chordata; Testudines; Emydidae
Gene: ARHGAP19
Product: Rho GTPase activating protein 19
Exons: 12
Coding region: 1-1479 (492 amino acids)
Biological process (GO): signal transduction; regulation of small GTPase mediated signal transduction
Cellular component (GO): cytoplasm
Molecular function (GO): GTPase activator activity
Source: RefSeq, a predicted model, not a curated record